AUGUCUGAUCACGAGGAAGCUCAGCCUGCUUGCGUUGUUGAAAUAGCCGAGACUGGUGAUGUUUUUCUAGUCACGGGCCCGGAGAAGCUCAAGUUGCGUGUCGAGUCGCUCAUUCUCAAAGCAACAUCCAAACCAUUUGCUGCCAUGUUGGGGCCAAAUUGGACAAGAGGCCGCGAACAGCCUAGUUCGGAGAAACCAGUGGAAAUACUUCUCCCUGAAGACAAUGCCGUCUCUCUAAAGUAUAUUUGUGCAGUUACCCAUUCUCGGAGCCAAAUGAUUCCUAAGGAUGUUUCAGCACAGGAUAUUCUCGACAUUGCAAUUCUGGCUGACAAGUACGAUUUUUUUGAUGCUUUGGAAAUGGCGAGCCGAUCCUGGCUUCAAGUUUGUGAGAAAAAUGAAGCAGGAAAUAUGGCUCUCAUGGCUGCAGCAUUCGUGUUUGGGAAUGCGCAAUCUUUCAGACAGACUUCUAAGGCUCUCGUUAUGGACUAUGCUGGUUCUUACCUUGAAAUCUAUACCGAGAGGAUUGAAAAGAUAAUGGAUUGGAGAGCGGUCUGUAAGUGA
Messenger RNA from Penicillium nucicola, 561 nucleotides. RefSeq lists its product as uncharacterized. Lineage: Eukaryota; Fungi; Ascomycota; Eurotiomycetes; Eurotiales; Aspergillaceae. The record is from RefSeq and is a predicted model, not a curated record. Bases 1 to 561 code for a protein of 186 amino acids. The transcript has a single exon.